This is a messenger RNA of Ahaetulla prasina, 1135 nucleotides long. Its product is annotated as lamina-associated polypeptide 2, isoforms alpha/zeta-like. The record is from RefSeq and is a predicted model, not a curated record. NCBI's taxonomy places the organism in Eukaryota, Metazoa, Chordata, Lepidosauria, Squamata, Colubridae. The transcript has 2 exons. The coding region runs from base 100 to 1122 and encodes 340 amino acids.
CUUGAGGCAGGCAAAAGUCGUAACAGGCAAUCUGUUCUUGGGGCGGAAGCCCAGUCACAGGAUAGGGAUCAGGUAGAAACAGAACCAGCAGACGGACACAUGGGGUCGCGUUCUGACAGCUCUGAUUCGCCUUCAGAGGCGGAGAGUUCCCCAUCCAUGGAGGAUGAACAAUGGGACCAGGAAUUGUCUGAGGAGGAAGGUUUUUUACCGGAGCAGCCCAUGUUUAAAGGGCUGUUCAGGCCUCAUCUUUUUAAGGCCUUGUUGAGUAAAGCUAAGGUGGUUACUAAACAGGGACUCAUAGGGGAACAAGGCGCCUGUCCAGAGCAGGACCCUGCAGACAUGCUUUUUUCUGAACCAACGGUGGAGACGGAGACAGUUCCUGCUCCUAAAUUAUUUCUAGAUAUGAUUAAGAAACAGUGGGAAGCCCUGGCCGCAUUACCGAACAUGUCCUCCCUUGAGAGACGGUUUUUUAACACGGCUUCUGACCUGAUGGAACUCCUGAGAGUGCCUGAGGUGGAUGACCCGGUUUUGGCCCUGGCUUCCUCUUCGGCCACCUUGGUUGAACCUGAGGAAGUUUUGAAGCCAGAGGAUCGGAAGUUGGAGCAGGAGAAAGUGCCGGUGACCGAUCUGAGGACUCAUCAGGAUUUCAACAAGAUAGUGGCAGCUGUGGAAUACACAGCGGAUGCCACUAUGUCCUCCGCGAAAUAUGUGGCAAAGUCGAUUGCAUCCUCGGUCACAGCACGGAGGUUUCUUUGGUUAAAAAAUUGGCAGGCAGACACAAAGCGCAGAUGGCGAUUGGCCUCUGUGCCAUUUAAAGGUGCAAAGUUGUUUGGUGAGGCUUUGGAGCCCGUGUUGACGGAAACUAAGGGGAAGAAGAAGGUGUUGACUGCCUUGUCAAGGAGAGGGGAUACAAGGUUUUCCCCCUCCUUUCGGAAGUCUUAUUUUCGUCCCUAUUGGGGGUCGGCCUUUGGCAGAUAUCAGAGAGGUUUCCAAACACAGGGAGGUCAGUGGGGCCACUAUCAUCACUCAGAAGAGGGGUCCUCUGACAAAGGCAGGUCCUGCGGUCAGUCACGGCGUCCUUUUCGGGGGAGGGGCAACCGCUCCUUCCGCAGACACCGCUGACAGCAGGCAUCAG